UCGCUCCCCACAACGUUCUCCCCACCUCUCUUCCCCCCGGGCCUCUCAUAUACGCCACCGCGCGCGCCCCGCUCCGCUCCUCCUCUCCCUUCCCUUCCCUUCCUCGACGACCGCCCCAGGAAGCGCCUCCCCGCCCGCCUCCGCCAGGAAGGAAGGGGGCCGUCGUCGGGUCGGGUCGGGUCGGCCAUGGCCUACAGGGCGGAGGACGACUACGACUACCUCUUCAAGGUCGUGCUCAUCGGCGACUCCGGGGUCGGCAAGUCCAACCUCCUCUCCCGCUUCACCCGCAACGAGUUCAGCCUCGAGUCCAAGUCCACCAUCGGCGUCGAGUUCGCCACCAGGAGCAUCCGGGUCGACGACAAGGUCGUCAAGGCCCAGAUCUGGGACACGGCAGGGCAGGAGAGGUAUCGGGCAAUUACAAGUGCAUACUAUCGAGGGGCUGUUGGUGCGCUUGUCGUGUACGAUGUGACACGCCAUGUGACCUUUGAGAAUGUGGAGAGGUGGUUGAAGGAGCUCCGGGAUCACACAGAUGCAAACAUCGUCAUCAUGCUUGUCGGCAACAAAGCUGAUCUACGCCACCUUAGGGCUGUAUCAGUGGACGAUGCCAAGGCCUUCGCUGAGAGGGAAAGCACCUUCUUUAUGGAAACAUCUGCACUGGAGGCCAUGAACGUUGAGACCGCCUUCACUGAGGUUCUGACUCAGAUCUAUCGUGUAGUCAGCAAGAAGGCCCUCGACAUAGGCGAUGACCCUGCUGCUCCACCGAGAGGACAAACCAUCAACGUUGGUGGCAAGGAUGAUGUCUCUGCUGUGAAAAAGGCAGGGUGCUGUUCAUCCUAAAUUCGUUUGCUUGUGAAGAGGGACCAUAUGCUCACCUGAUUAUAUGGGUAACUGCAAAUAUGACAUCCUUUUUGCCUCCUAACCUGGUUGUUUGCGAGAUUAUACCGGUGCACCAAGAAUUUCGUUUAGAUAUCAAGAUUUAACCCCAGGUUGAUAAGGGGGGCCAUGCUAACUUUGGAAUGUCAGUGAUUUUGUGGUUGCCUUUUAUGGUUUCUUUGCUGCUGUAUUGUCCCACCUCAAUUGACACAAGAAUCCUCUCAACAUUUCACUGCGCAGCCUAACCUGAUAAAGGUUGUAAUGGGAGAUAUGGUUCAUUACUUCUCUUGGCUUUCCUGCUGAAUGGAUGUGUACUAUGUAGCCCUCAGAGAUUAUACUGUAUCUUCUGUAUCACAAUAGGUUAUGUCUACUUGGUAAAUGUCAUCUGUAACUGGUAGCCAGUUUUACACUGUUAUAUUGUGUAUCUUCCUUCCCAGAUGUACAGAAUUUGCAUUGAAGAUCCAUGCUUCUUA
This is a messenger RNA of Aegilops tauschii subsp. strangulata, 1346 nucleotides long. Its product is annotated as ras-related protein RABA1f. Gene Ontology annotation, molecular function: GTPase activity; GTP binding. The record is from RefSeq and is a predicted model, not a curated record. NCBI's taxonomy places the organism in Eukaryota, Viridiplantae, Streptophyta, Magnoliopsida, Poales, Poaceae.